This is a messenger RNA of Schistosoma mattheei, 918 nucleotides long. The record is from the annotation of a GenBank genome assembly. NCBI's taxonomy places the organism in Eukaryota, Metazoa, Platyhelminthes, Trematoda, Strigeidida, Schistosomatidae.
AUGAAUGUCAUGAAUAGAAUGAAAAGUAUCUUGACCGUAUUCUUUAUGCAAAUGUUCUAUAUUACAUGUAUAUGGUAUCCAUCGAAUCAUUUAGAACAUAACAAUUAUCCAUAUUCAUUCAAUUCUCAUUAUUCCAUACAAGAAUCAAAUAGAAAAUAUAAUGAAGAACCAAUAGUGGAACAAGUGAAAACUAUGAAAUAUCAUGGUAACAUCUAUAGAAAAGUGAUGGGUUUGAAAUUACCAUUUCAUCAAGCUGAACAAUAUUGUAAUCAAGUAUUUUCAUCGGAAUCACAUUUAACAUCGAUACAAUCAGAUGAUGAAUGGGCAAUGUUGUCAAAAUGUUUUGGAGAUACCAGUUUAACUAAAAUAUGGCUAGGAGGGACUGCAGACCUAAUGAAUCAUCAGUAUGUCGUUUUGCGGUGGCUAGAUCGAUCAACUUUCAAUUACCGCCGGUUUCCAGAUACAUAUGGAGACCACUGGCAGAAAAUCCUGAAUAAGCACCAGGGUUGUAUUAUUGGUAACUUGAAAAACAAUGGUCAAGGAGAAUGGGACAUUCAAGCUAUGCGAUGUGAUGAACCGAAAGAGUUCAUCUGCAAAGAAACAAACUUUGAUCACCAAAAUAAACCAUGGGAUACUGAAAAGUCAAGACGCGGUUAUGUACCUCAAGAAACACCGUUUAAUAAUCGCUAUAAUCAACCCCCAUUCGGUAUUCUUUCAUUGAAUGGAGAUAUGUAUCAACCGAAAAUACCAGCAAAUCCGAAAAAGUCAAUAAUUGCUCACGUAUCCAAUGUACAGACAGUAAUACCGACAACAGAUAACACAGAACAACAAGUGAACCGAAUCCCAUUAAUUCAGAAAAAAAUCAAUAACAACACCACAAUCACAAGGUCAAUAGUAGUGAGCCCAAAUACUACGUAA